Molecule: messenger RNA, 5979 nt
Organism: Adineta ricciae
Lineage: Eukaryota; Metazoa; Rotifera; Eurotatoria; Adinetida; Adinetidae
Source: the annotation of a GenBank genome assembly
AUGUCAUCAGCGAAUCAUAUAGACAAAGUGAAAACUUAUCUACUGGCAGCAAGUGGACGACGAACUAUACGAAAUACACCAUGGAUAGAUGAUGUGCCAUCGGAAAGUUUUACUUUACCGAAAUAUGAAGUUGAAAUUCUCGAUAAAGUCAAACAUGAAAAUACAGUUGCCUGUUUGCAUAGUAACGCAUCGAAGAAUUUUCUUAUCAUUAAUGUUAUACGAGAAUAUUCCUACGGCAUUCAACGAAAAUUUGACGAAGGCGGUCAACGUAUCAUUUGUUUAACAAUGGAACAAGAUCCGGUCGCACUGGCCGAAAUGAUUCAUCGCCAUUUGCCAGUCGAUGUCGGUUCAUUUGGUAUUGAACAUGGUGUGCUACUUUGGAAAAAAGAUCAAUGGUUACAAGAAAUGCAAAUACGGAACGUAUUUGUUAUGCAUCCGGCUGUCUUUCACGAAUUAUUAAAUCGAAAUUAUAUAGAAUUUUCACAUAUCAAGUUAUUGAUUCUUGACGAAUGUCACCAAGCUAUUCGUGAUCAUGCCUAUGGUUCAAUUUUGAGACAGUAUAAAACACUUUGGGAGAGAAAUGAAACAAAAAAUCAGUUACCUCGACUGUUUUCCAUUACGAUGGCAUUGCUCAAAACGCAUUGCACUUCGAUACAGUUGGAAGAACGCAUCGAGAACUUACAUCAAUUCUUUUGUUCAACGAUUUUUACAGCAACUGAUCUGAUUUCUCGUCCAACCAAUCGAGUAUCGAAAAUACCAAAGGAAACAAUUGUCGUCUGUGAAAAAGGUAAUCACCAACAGCCGGAAAUUACCAAAGAAAUCAUUCAGGAACUUCAAGCCGCUCUUGAAUAUAUCAACAAAUUAGAAGCACCGACAGUGUCUUCUUCGACUCAUUCCGACGAGAAUUCAUCGCCGUUGACGAUUCCUCGGCAAGUGCUGACUGAAUGUUUACGUCUCGUGGAUAAAUUAGGCAUCUGGGCAUUGCUUCGUUCGUCAUUACCAAUUAUUACUCAAUUAGAACGUCUUUCAAGUAUUGCUGUUGAACAAAGUUCUGUCUCAUCUAUUUCGGCCUUUUCGACUUCCGCAACAUCUCAAUUGUCACUUUCAUCACCGCGUGCGUAUUCACUAUUUCUUGAUUGGAUUUGUACAUUACUUCGUCUUUGGCGAUCGCGAAUCAAAACUGCACUGGAAGCAUUAAAUUCGCAGACAUUGAUUGAACAGUAUACAACACCAAAGCUACGUUCAUUGUUUGACAUUCUAAAACGCUUUCAAGCAGAUGCAACCAAUGCAUCAAAUCGUCGAUGGUCCGCACUCAUAUUUGUUGAUCGCAAACAAGAAACCGCUGUUUUAAAUGCAAUAUUAAAAGAUGCAGCAAAACGUUUUGCUGAUGAGUAUUCAUUUAUUCGACCUAACUUUCUAGUCGGAUAUUCCACUAUGCAACCGACAGAUGAUCCAUCAACUAGUCAGCAUAUUCAACCGAUGGACAGUCGCAAACAGGAGGAAGUGAUGCGCAAAUUUCGUCUUGGGGAAAAUAAUGUUAUAGUUGCUUUGAGUUCCCUCGAAGAAUUGAAAGAUAUUCCUGAUUGCAAUUUAGUUAUUCGAUUUAAUGUACCAACAAAUUACCGAUCUUACGUGCAAUCAAAAGGCAAAGCACGAGCACAAACGCCGCAUUUCUUUAUGCUUGCCGAACAAGAAGAGUAUGACACGUUCUUAGCCAAUCUCAAUUCAUUUAAAGGUAUCGAACAAGUUUUAAUGAAAGAAUUUCAUGAAAUCAAUAAUCCACUCCCAUCGAGCAACAUCGAUCGAGAACGAUCACCCAAUGCGAUCGAAGUUAUCAACAGAUAUUGUGCUCGACUUCCAUGUGAUGCAUUGACAACAUUGGUUCCAUCAUGUAAAAUCAAGAAAUACGAUGACAAGCAGUACCAAUGCAUUCUUUCCUUGCCUGUCAACUCACCAGCUAGAACGACGAUUACCGGUCCAAUACGUUCAACAGUACGACAAGCAAAACUCUCUACAGCCAAACGUCUAUGUGAACAUCUUUUGCAAGCCGGGGAACUAAAUGAACAUCUAUUGCCCGAAACUCGUGAACAAUUUUAUCUUCGUCAUUCGAUUAUUGAUGACGAAGAUAUCGCUGAAUGGGGUUCGUAUGUUGAUCCGAAUCCGAAACCAGGUUCUGUUCAGCGUAAACAACUUUACAAUAAAGCCAUCGCGCCAGAACCACUCUCAACUGAGAAGUCAUCUGAAUUCUUUGUCUAUUGUAUCAAUGGAGAAUUGACAACACCAUUGACUCAACACAAUGAACAACAGAAGCUAACAAACACCUAUACAAAUCAAUCAAAUUCAAAUCGAAUUGGUAUUCUCUCUGCAAAUUAUCUUCUCGAAAUUCCAGCAUUUUCAUUAUUUUCUCGUGCCGGCGAAGAAACUUAUAAUCUCGAUAGAAUUAUGAAAAAUGUUCGCUUCACAUCUGAUGAGUACCGCAUGUUACAAACAGUUCACUACUAUUUAUUUUCUUCCAUACUCGGUUUUGACCGUCCAUUAGUGAACUUCAAUCCUGAACAAUCACAUUCUCAUCUCAUUCUCAUUUUAUUGAAAAAAGACUCCUCGGGCUCAUAUUCCAUCGAUUGGAAAUUAACAAAAGAUAUCAUUUCUUUCAUUCAAUCGAUGUAUUUACAAAAAUACACACUAGACAAUCCCUACGUGUUCAACGCCGAUGAUUUCAAUCAAACAUGUAUUGUUUUACCAUCGUACCGUCGUUCCACACAACCACAGUACUAUGUAGUGAAUUCGAUUGAUACGAACAAAAACCCGCUCUCACCAUUUCCAUCGAUAUCAACGAUCUAUGAUACAUUCUCGUCUUACUACGAAAUUAAAUACGAAUUGCGUCUAACGAAUAAAAGUCAACCAUUGUUAUGCGUUUCACAUACGUCUCAUCGCCUCAAUCAGCUGAUCCCACGGUACAUGAAUUUCAAAAUGAUGAAGUCAAGUACAGCAUCGAAUAAUCGAAACGCCAAUCGGCCUAAUCAACAUACGAAAACCAAUGGAACGUCACAUCAUCACCACCAUCAAGGUGUUUUCUUAAUCCCCGAAUUGGUGAUCAUUCAUCCAGUUAACGCACAGUUAUGGCAAGGAAUCAUCGCGCUACCGAGUAUGCUCUACCGUAUCAAUUGUUUGAUCUUAGUAGAACAAUUGAGACGAACAGUGGCAUUAGAAACAGGUGUGGGAGCUGCUUGGGCACCGGAAGAUGGACAAUUUGAUAGAUUAACGUUCGAUUGGGACGAGAAGAAAGAAGCGCAGUUUUCAGCUCUAUUGGAUAAUAACGAUGCAUUUUUCACCGAUGAACCGAUAGAUCCCAAUUGGAAUUUUGAAAUCAGCGUCUGGAAUGAAAAUGACAUUCAUAGUUGGACAAACGAUUCUGCAUGGCUUGAAGCAAAAGAUCGAUGUAUAAUGAUCAAUGCUGCAGAUUUCGAAGAUGGUGACUUUGAUGACGAUAUCGAUCUCGAUGAUGACGAAGAAGAGGAUCUUCCUCAUACUACUUCUGUUCCUACUUUUGCGUCCGCCCUGUUGCAAAAUAAUAAUCAGUCGACGUCAACAUGGUCAACAACUCCUAAGAAACAAUUGAACGAAUCAUCAUCGUUAGACGAUGAUGACGAUGAAGAGGAUGAAGAAGACGACGAAGAGAAGAAGCCAACUGAUCCUUCGUUAUCAUCAACUAAUAAGAAACAGGAGAAGAAACUUGGCACUGACACUAAGGUGACUAAUUAUCAUAUUGAUUUACCACGUUUGCAUGAAGAUUUAAAAACCAAAUCAAAAAAGUUUCUUUCGAAACUCAUGGCUAGCACUCAGCCAACUACUAAUUCUUGUAAAUCAGAAGAAGUCGACGUAUUCUCUUCGUUGGAUACGCCAAUAACUAAUUCGAAGAACUUUGUCGAAGAGAAAUCCAAUUAUUUGACAAAUGUACAGAUCGAAGAACCCACUCGUGUUCCAUGUCCACCAGUCACUUUUUCGUCUUCGGUGAUUCAUUUUGAACCUACGCCAUUCGUCAAACGACUACUUAACAUCGAAGAGGUUAUACAUGACGAUGAGAAUGAGGAACCGCCACCACCAUUGCAACAGCAGCAGCAACGACAUGAACCAGUUCAAUCAUCAAUAGCUCUUCCAUCAGCCCAAUCAGAGAUUAUUUUCGUCGAGAAUGGAUACGAUAGUGGUAUUAUCGACGAUUUCUCGGAGCCAUUGAAUAUCAAUCUAGAUUUUGAAUAUCUCCCUGAAUCUCAUCCUGGUCCAUCGCCAGCUUUACUCUUACAAGCGCUGACAUUAUCGAAUGCAGGUGAUGGAUUCGACCUUGAACGUUUGGAAACCGUUGGAGAUUCGUUUCUCAAACAGGCAGUCACAGUCUAUAUCUAUUGCACGUAUACACAAGUUCAUGAAGGCAAACUAAGUUUCUUUCGUUCGAAAAUCGUUUCCAAUUACAAUUUAUACAAACUCGGUAAACGAAAAGGAAUCGGUGAAUACCUCAUCAGUACAAAAUUUGAACCGUUCGAAAACUGGGUUCCGCCUCUGUUUACAUCAGGAUCACCAACUGAGUAUGGCUUGCUAUCAAGUUCAGGCGUAGAAUUAUGGACAAAGUCUGAAUCAACAACAAAUGUCGACUGGAUUGAACUACAAGAACGCCGUGAACAACGAAGAUUAGCGAAAUUAAAUCCGCAAUCAUCAUCAUCAUCAUCGCCAGUUGCUCCUACGCCAUUCAAUACAAUUUUAAAUAAUCUGACGAAACCGAUAUUUCCAACAACAACAUCAAUUAAUGAACAACAAUGGACGCCAUCGUAUGACCGACGCACUCAGCAUUUAAUCUCAGAUAAAAGUAUUGCUGAUGCAGUUGAAGCAUUGAUUGGUGCUUAUCUUAUCGCCAGUGGUCCGAAGGCAGCUUUGCGAUUUAUGGCAUGGCUUGGUGUUCGAAUAUUUCCUAGGCUUCGUCUCGAGGAUGGAACGGAAAUGACCGGUGAACUUCCCCCAUUACCCUCACCAGUCGAUUACACUAACCCAUCGGUUCUAUCGACCAUUCAAUCGUAUGACUUUGAUCGAUUCGAAAAGCUAAUUGGCUACCGCUUUCAUCAGCGUGCUUAUCUCAUUCAAGCCUUCACUCAUGCAUCCUAUUCUUACAACAUGAUUACAGAUUGUUAUCAACGUUUAGAAUUUCUUGGUGACGCUGUUCUUGACUAUGUCAUAACUCGUUAUUUAUACGAACAUCCUAAACGACACUCACCCGGUGAAUUAACUGAUCUUCGUUCCGCGCUAGUCAAUAAUAACAUCUUUGCGUAUAUCGCCGUUAAAUAUGACUUUCAUAAAUACUUCCGUUGCCAUUCCAAUGAACUAUUUUCAUUAAUCGAUAAGUUUGUUCAAGCACAAAAGGACAAGUCAUCAUGGUGUGGCUUCGAUGAAUGCAAUUUAGGUGACGACGAUGACGAGAAUGAUGAGUUCUUUUAUUACGAUUUCUUAACAUCGUCCGCAUCGAAUAACAAAGAUACGUACAGUCAUGCUAUGGCAUCGUCAUCCAUAGAUGAUGAACAUCUAUCGAAUUCCCAUGAAGAACAAGACGAUGACACGACAAUCAAUGAGCCUGACGAAUGGGAAGAAACAGAAGUGCCCAAAUGUCUUGGUGAUAUAUUUGAAUCAGUUGCCGGUGCCAUUUUUCUCGAUUCGAAUAAAUCAUUCAAUACAGUAUGGAAGAUCUACUAUCGAAUGUUAAAACCUUUCAUAGAAAAGUUUACGACGAAAGUUCCGAAGUCACCGAUACGUGAAUUGCUCGAAUUAGAACCGGAAACCGUUAAAUUCGAAAAGCCUGAACGAUUACUUGACGGUCGAAUACGUGUAACCGUGGAAAUUAUCAGUAAGGGACGUUUUAAAGGCGUCGGACGAAAUUAUCGUAUCGCAAAGAAUGCAGCAGCAAAAUGUGCUCUGAAGAAUCUACGUCGUUUGGAUUAA